Molecule: messenger RNA, 426 nt
Organism: Paracoccidioides lutzii Pb01
Exons: 3
Coding region: 1-426 (141 amino acids)
Source: RefSeq, a predicted model, not a curated record
AUGCGACAGCGACCUUCCACUCAAUAUGGGCAGCAGCUAGGAGAUCCACGCCCAAAUCAACCCCUCCGAGAGGCAGUUGACGCCUUCAAACGGGAGUGGAAGAACACCAGGCUUCCUAGCUCAGCUAACACGAACGGGGAGGUAUUUGCGAAACUUCCAAACCCAACCUUACGCAGAAAAUCAGUCGAAGAUUCCGCAAAACAGUCCCAAGUUCCAAGUCUUCAAACCAGCCCAGGAAGCAUUUACAUGAAAAUCAAAGGAUAUGGAACGGCCUAUCAAGUAGUCCGAGAUCCUAGGUCUGGCAAGGAAAACCAAACCGAUAUCAUAUUCAACCACGGGAAUAUGAGGUUAUACCUCCAAGAAUUCAAAGGUGACCGCAGAUCUUUGGCAUUGAAGAUUAGGCCACCCAGGCCACGGAAUAGCUGA